AUGAUAUCAAGUUUCCGCAAGGAACGGGGAGCGCGUCGACGCGAGAUGGAGCCGGCGCUGUGCUUGCUCAAGUCCCACUCCCUCCAGCCGGGCUUCGAACUCUCCCGCCUUGGCGAAAACGGCCACGUGAUUUCGUUCACUCCCCGUCCGUCGCUAGAGCUUUCGCAGACCACUCCUGGCGUGGUGGCGAACGAAGGAGCCGGCGAACCAGCCCAGGUGGUAACCCGUCAGUCCAAAGCAGCUGAUAAUCAUCGCCGGCAGCAGAGCUGCGGAGGGCACGGGCCAACCGGCAACGAUGAUGCUUACAAGCCGUCUAUUUUGACGGUAACGAAGGAACAGCCGUCAUCUUUUGACGGCCCUGCCAGAGCAGCCGCGGCGCCCUGGGGUGGUGAAUACAUUGAAGCGUUCCGAUUGGCUCGUGUGGAAGACAAUCUGACGAACCACCUGAAGGACAACCUGCAGGGGAAGGAUGAACAGUGUCGCGCAGUCGAGUCUCCCGGCACGCUGGAGAUCUCUGUUGUACCCGACCAGGUUCAGGAGAAUUUCCAGGGUGAAGUGGGGACCACGGCGAAAUGCGAUGCAAGAACGACAGUCGCGGAUGCUGCUGAUCUGAUUGAUUCGCCCGACUCCGUAAUGGUAAACGCGGAAAUUACCCUCUCUGUGGGCAGCGAAUCCCCGGCUGUCAGCAACGAAGAUGCGCCCGCGGAUUGCGGAGUUGCGGAGAGCGGUGGAUGGGAAGGGAAUGCGCUCAGAAGCGACGGGGAGGCCGAUGGGGGGACGAGGACUGGGCUCGCGGAGGCGAGGGGGAAAUGCGCAGGCGAGAGCGGAGAAGAGGCGGCGGAAGGGGGUGCGCGGAGCAGCGGCUGGGAGGAGGGGGACGCGAAGGCAGCAAAGGAAGCGAAGGAAGCGGGUGCGGAGGUUAGCGAGACGGAAAAUGGCGGCCUAGAGUGUAAACCGCGGGCGCGUUUCAGAGGGCGGGUGAGCCUCCCCCAGCUGAACCUGCGCCUGACUGCCCUGCCACUGCUUCGGGCAGAAAGCUCGGGCAGCCCGAAACCAAAAGAGCAGGAGGAGGCAGCCCUGUGGACUGAGGAGUCUGGGAUAGCGAGAGGGGAGGGGCAGCAGGGGCGGAGAGGGGAAGGCGGAGCGGAUGCAUCCGCGGAUGGGGGGAAGGCGGAUGAGGGGAAAGCGGAUGAGGGGAGGGCGGAUGAAUUCGCGGAAGGGGGAAUUGAGAGCUGUCCAGCCCGGAUUGGCCCUCCGUCGUCUUCGUUAUUGUCACCGUCCGUUAGAAGGCCGUCGCAGUCAACGCCCCACACUCCCCAGGGGGGCGAGAAGCAUCGCCUCCGCACUGGUUUCGGCCGCGACGGCCGUCUGAAUCGCCUGCAAAUUCGGGACGGGCUGGGAGGAGAUCUGGAGGCGGAGGGGCGGCGGAACCAGCGCGGAGCCGAUGCGCUGGGGCAGGACCUAGAGGCGGAGGGCGGGGAAGGGGAAAACGCGCAGGCGGGCAGCCGGGAAGGGGCCGCGGGGGAAGCGCGCGGAGCAGCGGGGGCGGUGGCGGGAGUGGCGCUUGCAGCAGCGGUAGCAGCAGCAGCAGCAGCAGCAGCAGCAGCAGCAGCAGCAGCAGCAGCAGCAGCAGCAGCAGCAGCAGCAGCAGCAGCAGCAGCAGCAGCAACAGCAGCAGCAGCAGCAGCAGCUGCAGCAGCGCUGGCAGCGGCAGCAGCAGCAGCAGCUGGGAUAUCUGCGUUUGAGCCUGUUGAGACGAGUGCGUGUGGACCAUGGUCGUCACAUGAUCAAGCGUCAACUCACUCUGGCAAUCUAGGUGACUCGUUGGCACGGGUGGCAGCAGAGGGAGGUAUUGCUGAGGGUGCAGCAGGAGAAAGAGGAGCAACUCCUGCUGCACCCUCCUCCUCCUCCUCCUCCUCCUCCUCCUCCUCCUCCUCCUCCUCCUCCUCCUCCUCCUCCUCCUCCUCCUCCUCCUCUUCCUCCUUCUCUGUAGCCAUCACGUCAGCAGCAGCAGCAGCGGCGGCCGUGGCGACAGCAUCAUACAUUCUGAGGCACGACUCGCUCACUGCUGCUUCCCUGCUUGAUCUCGUCCCGCUCACUGCCUGCGAUGCUUUCUUCCCCUCUGAUACACCCGAUGCAAAUACUGUUCCUGCUACUGCUACUGCUACUGCUGCUGCUGCUGCUGCUGCUGCUGCUGCUGCUGCUGCUGCUGCUGCUGCUGCUGCUGCUGCUGCUGCUGCUGCUGCUGCUGCUGCUGCUGCUGCUGCUGCUGCUGCUGCUGCUGCUGCUGCUGCUGCGGCGGCGACCACUGGCGCGGCAGGUUUUGAGGCGCCUAAAAAAACGGCGGCGACCACUGGCGCGGCAGGUUACGAUGCUACAGCAGAACCAGCUGCAGCCGCUGAUGCUGCUCCAUCUGUUGCUGCUGCUGUAACAGUCCCUUACUCUGCCCCUGCCGUCGCUGCUGUCGGAGACUUGGGGAGCAGAGGGGGGAGCCUUGGUUCGUCGCUGACAGUAAAUGAGCCCGUUUCAGCACAAGAGAAGGCGGGCAAAGCAGGGGAUGCAGAGGAAUUGGAUACAGGGAGUGAAGAGAGCACAGGCAUCGCAGGGAGUGAGCCCUUGAAACCCACACAAGCUCUAGAAAGCAAGGUCAGUGUGAGCAAUAAUGGCUCAGAGAGCAGCAAUGGGAUUGUGAGUAGCAACGCUAAGAGCCGCUUCAAGGUUCGGAGCAGGAAGCCUGGAAGCUUCAGCAAGGCCCACCGCCGAGCCUCCAGCUCUGGUUCGGCGUUUGGCUUGGCGGCAGGCGAGGAAGCAGCGGAGCAGGUAGCUUCGUCCGGGCCUAUCACAGCUCGCCACGCGGCUGGGUCAGGUUCAGCUGUGGAACGCUGUCAGGGUUCUGGGGCCUCUGCGGGCGCUGUGGGUUGUCACAGGUGCGGGGGGGGUGAGGGGCGUAAGGGGCGUGAAGGGUGUGAGGGGACUGAGGGCUGUGAAAGCUGUGAAGGGCCUCGAGAAUCUCAGGGGUGUGAGGGAUCCGGUUUACAGGGGUCUGAUUCUCAGGAGCGCCGUUCUCAGGGGUCCCGUGCGCCGUUACGACCCCGGGCGCCGCUGAGAUCGGCAUACAGUGCGAGGCGGCGGGCGUUGGAGCGAGUGUCAAAGCUGGAGCGAGCCGGCACUGAAAUUGAGCUGGCGGGGGAGACGAUGGCUUAUAUCUGGACGCACACGCCCUCCCUGCAGCGCUCUCUGCGCCGCUCCAACUCCUCGGCCAAUCACAGCACUGCAGCACGCGGGCAGGGGAGCAACAGCAGCAGCAGCAGCAGCAGCAGCACCAGCGGCAGCGGCAGCGGCAGCAGCGGCUAUCAGCCUUCGUUCCGACCGUACGGUUUGCCACAGCGGGCAGCAGGCCGGCACAGCACCAAGCCAUGCACUCAGCCGCCUCCCGCUGACACCCAGCGGCGCCUCGUGUCGAUCUCCGACCCCCGCGACCUGCCCUUCAGAGCGCCUGUCGCUGCCUCGGUUACCACCCUCCCGUCCUUUGCAGAAUACCGCGCGAAACUGGCCCUGGAGAAACGUGGGAGUGGGGGUGGUGGUGGUGGUGUUGGUGUUGGGGGUGGUGGUGAGGGUGGGAGUGGGGAAGGGGGGAAGGGGUUGGAGGGGGCGCUUGGGAGGAAGAGGGGCAAAGGGCGCGGGUUGAGGAGGGAAGGGAGUGGUGACUGUGAGAAGGGGAGGGUGGGAAAAGGGGAUAAGGGGAAGUUGGAGACGCAAAUGGGGUAUAAGGAGAAGGAGGAUAUGGAGAAUGGGGCCAGGGGGAAGGGAGAUAUGAAAAAAGGGGAUAAGGGCAAGGUGGGAGAGAGGAGGAGGCACCAUGUAAGAAGCUUCUUGCUUCCUGAAACUGUAAGCGAGCAUGGAGAGGGGAUGAGCGGUGGAAUGGAGGCGUCUGCUUAUGAGGCGUCUCGGGAACAAGCAGAAGGGGCGAGCAGUGGAGAGGAGAGAGGGAAUCAGUUGAUUGCAGUGGAGGAAGGAGAGGGGGAGAGCGGUGGAGUGGAGGAAUCUGCUGAUGAGGCUUCUCGGGAACAGGCAGAGGGGGCGAGCAGUGGAGAGGAGAAAGAAGGUGCUACUGUUGCCCUGCAGGGCGGCAGUGGGCCAUCUGACUGCAUGGAGGAAGCAGCUGCUACUGAGACCCUCCAAGGCCACGUUGACUUUUGA
Closterium sp. Naga37s-1 is the source of this 4200-nucleotide messenger RNA. NCBI's taxonomy places the organism in Eukaryota, Viridiplantae, Streptophyta, Zygnematophyceae, Desmidiales, Closteriaceae. The record is from the annotation of a GenBank genome assembly.